AUCAUUACUUGACGCCACUGCAAUCCCAUUCCACCUCCUCCAGUCUUUAAUUUCAUAAAUAAAGUCUCCAUUAUCCACACCUUCUGACGCAAAUAUAUAUAUGAACAUGCGCGGUUAGCAAUUUCGAAAGACACACAACACACAAACGAAAAAUGGCGAACCGUAAUUCGUUCCUCCAGCCACGCCCAUUCCUUCUCCUCACCCUAUCCCUCAUCAUCAUCGCCAUUGCCGCCGCGUCGGUGGACGGAUCCGACGACGGAGCAUUCUCCCGGCCGCCGGCGCGGAACGUUCUCAUCACACCCCACGCCCGCGCCGAGUCCGAGCCGCAGCAGGUUCACGUCUCGUUGGCGGGGAAAGAUCACGUGAGGGUGACGUGGAUCACCGACGAUAAGCACGUGAGCUCGGUGGUGGAGUACGGGACGACGGAGGCAGGGCCGGCCGGAAAGUACGAGGCGACGGCGAGCGGAGAGCACACCAAGUACCGCUACUUCCUCUACGCCUCCGGGACGAUCCACCACGUGCGGAUUGGGCCGUUGAAGCCCAACACCGUCUAUUUCUACCGCUGCGGUGGGAUUGGGCCCGAGUUCUCGUUCAAGACCCCACCGGCAACUUUGCCCAUCGAAUUCGCCGUCGUCGGUGACCUAGGGCAAACCGAAUGGACCCAAUCAACCUUACAACACAUCAACGGCAGCGACUACGACGUGUUCCUGCUCCCCGGCGACCUCUCCUACGCCGACUCCCAGCAGCCGCUGUGGGACUCCUUCGGCCGCCUGGUGGAGCCCUACGCCAGCCGCCGCCCUUGGAUGGUCACCGAGGGCAACCACGAGGUCGAGUCCUUCCCCAUCAUCUUCCCGCACGGCUUCAAGGCCUACAACGCCCGCUGGCUCAUGCCCCACACAGAAAGCGGCUCCAGCUCCAACCUCUACUACUCCUUCGACGUCGCCUCCGGGCUCGUCCACGUCAUCAUGCUGGGAUCCUACACCGACUUCGACUCCCACUCCGAUCAGUACACGUGGCUCGCUGCCGACUUGGCCAAGAUAGACAGGAAGGCCACGCCCUGGGUCGUGGUGUUGCUGCACGCGCCGUGGUACAACACGAACGAGGCCCAUCAGGGGGAAGGCGAGAGCAUGCGGAGUGAAAUGGAGGAGCUCUUGUACGAUAAUCGGGUCGACGUCGUUUUCGCCGGCCACGUUCACGCUUAUGAAAGAUUCACGAGGGUAUACGAUAACAAAGCGGAUCCGUGUGGGCCGGUGCACGUGACGAUUGGGGACGGAGGCAACAGGGAAGGGCUGGCAUUAAGGUUUAAGAAAGAGGCGGUUUCGGCGCCGUUGUCGUUGUACCGGGAGCCGAGCUUUGGGCAUGGGAGGUUGAGGAUAGUGGACGAGAAGCGAGCUCACUGGUCGUGGCACCGGAAUAAUGACUCCAGUUCUGUGGUGGCGGAUGAGGUGUGGUUCAAUAGUUUGAGUGCGUCGGAAGAAUGUUGGCCGCGAAAGGGUGGAAACGUUGACGGCGGCGGGGGGCUAUCGGCGAGAGUUGGGCUGGAUGAGCUUUAAGCGGAUGGAAAUUGGUUUCAUGAUUUUAAGGAGUGAUAAUUAGUUGUACUAAUUUCUUUUUAUAAGAGUGGAGCAACAAUAGAAAGGAAAUGGGAGGGAUGAUUUUUCUGGUAGAUUCCGAGUACUAGAAAGUUUGGAUUCUGAAUUGUGGAAUUUGACUAUAUUUAUUUUUCCUAUCUAUGGGAG
Linum tenue is the source of this 1739-nucleotide messenger RNA. The record is from the annotation of a GenBank genome assembly. NCBI's taxonomy places the organism in Eukaryota, Viridiplantae, Streptophyta, Magnoliopsida, Malpighiales, Linaceae.